AUGGCUCCUCCUCAAUUUGAGGGAUGUCGACGUGAGCAACUGAACGUUCUCACCUCCUACAUCGACGCCAGCAACGUCUACGGUAGCUCCACAGAAGAAUGUUCGAAUCUACGGACCGGCGCAGGAGGUGACUUCCGCGUGAAUGUGUUCCCUGGGCUGGUUGCCAUGCACACCCUGUGGGUGAGGGAACACAACCGCCUGGCAACCGAACUGCGCCAGGUCAACCCUGGGUGGGACGAUGAGAGACUAUUCCAGGAGGCCAGGAAGAUCAUCAUAGCAGCCAUGCAGCACAUAACAUACGACAACUGGCUGAGGAAAGUGCUGGGGCCAUUGAUAUACGAAUACUUCGACGUCUUUGGUGACCACAGCUACGACGACAGCGUCAAUCCCGGAAUAUUUAACAGCUUCGCCACUGCCGCCUUCAGGUUUGGUCACUCCCAGAUUGCCGGUCACUACGGCGUGAAGAAGAAUGAAGAUAUCGACAUUCGCAACUUGUACAUGGACCCUUCCUAUGUCGCUGAGGGAUAUGAAGACGUCCUUCUCGGUCUUCUCCGGGGCCCGAGCCAAAAGGCAGAUACACACUUUACGGAAGGUGUAACUGAUAACUUGUUUGAAAACACGAAGACUCAAGGGAAGAGCCUUGACCUUGUAGCGUUGAAUAUCCAGAGAGGUCGAGACCACGGACUUCCGCCAUACAUGGACUUUCUCAUCAAGUGGUCAAAGGAAAUCAACGAACACACCUCCAUCAUCGAGAAGCCUGGGACGCCUCUCUGUGCACUUGGCCUUUACGAUAGUGUGGAUGAUGUUGACCUAUUUCUGGGUGGAAUGGACGAAGCCCAUCUGAAAGAGGCCAUGGUUGGACCAACAUUUGGUUAUAUAUUGGCGAAACAGUUUUACAACUUGCGGGUAGGAGAUCGAUUCUGGUACCAGACAAAAAACAGCACCCUUGGAUUUACUGAUGACCAGCUAGCUGAGAUUCGGAAAGUGACCUUAGCACAGGUGAUGUGUGAGAACAGUCGGAUGAAAAGAAUUCAAAAAGACGUCUUUAAACUUCCAGGAAGAGGCAACCGCCCGGUUUCAUGCCGAGAACUGCCAGCCAUCGACCUCACGAAAUGGAAAGAGUGACCUCUAAAAUAUCAACUACUACUUGUGUUCAUCAAAUGAGUAAAAUAUAUUAUGCUAUGCAGUA
Messenger RNA from Haliotis rubra (blacklip abalone), 1189 nucleotides. RefSeq names its product peroxidase-like. Gene Ontology annotation, molecular function: heme binding; peroxidase activity. The transcript is spliced from 7 exons. Gene Ontology annotation, biological process: response to oxidative stress. Lineage: Eukaryota; Metazoa; Mollusca; Gastropoda; Lepetellida; Haliotidae. The record is from RefSeq and is a predicted model, not a curated record. The coding region runs from base 1 to 1125 and encodes 374 amino acids.